Phytophthora nicotianae INRA-310 is the source of this 432-nucleotide messenger RNA. RefSeq lists its product as hypothetical. The record is from RefSeq and is a predicted model, not a curated record. The transcript is spliced from 2 exons. Bases 1 to 432 code for a protein of 143 amino acids. NCBI's taxonomy places the organism in Eukaryota, Oomycota, Peronosporomycetes, Peronosporales, Peronosporaceae.
AUGCCUACCUGCGAUGUCGAGCUGCUGCUCAAAUCGCUGAAGACUUUUAAGGUGACCAAGAGCCAUCUGGUCUCCCGUGGUCUGUGCAACCAUUCUGCCCCUCACACAAUGCGUGUCCGCUUGCUUGGGAGUUUUGUCCACAACUACGCAUCCUCGCACCUACGGAACAACGACAUUCUAGCGGCUGUGACGGCCACGAUCCACGAAGUGGCAUUUACCAAUAACGAGGAAGGCGGUGAGGCCUUUACAUUCGCCUGGGAAAACGAUGCGGACGGACGCCCAAUUAUCGGCAAUGGAAGUGACCACAAGCCGUUCAUUAUUGAUAUGACUACCAAAGUAUUGCUCACACGUGUUGACCGUGACCCUGGCUCUUUCAUUUUUCAUAUUGACGCAACUUACAAGCUCUGUCUCAAGUGGCCUGUCCCGUACUAG